UUUCCAGUGAAUGGCAGCAACAAUUAAUUCUAAGUAUUUCUACACUAGAACAGAGAACUUCUAUGAGAAUUCCUAUGGGACUUUCAACUUUAAUAAAUUUAAUUCAGCACUAACAAAUAAGUCACUUUGAGAUUCGGAUCUUAUUCUUGUCUUAAUUGUCGAUAUUGUUGUCACCAUUGUAACAUCUCAAUGAUGAUAAGUAUUGCUUUGAUCUGGGGAGUAGUGGUUGGAUUUUGUUGCCUUUUGUGGCUUGCUCUGGGGAUAAGACGCAGGCAAGCUGGUGAGCCAGUUAUUGAAAAUGGUUUUAUUCCUUACCUGGGCUGUGCUUUGCAAUUUGGGGCAAACCCUCUUCAGUUCCUUCGCAGCCGGCAGAAGAUGCAUGGUCAUAUUUUCACCUGCAAGAUAGCAGGCCAAUACAUCCACUUCCUGUGUGACCCCUUCUCCUACCAUUCAGUCAUCAGACAAGGAAGACACCUUGAUUGGACAAAAUUUCAUUUUGCUACAUCUGUUAAGGCAUUUGGUCAUGACAGCUUUGACCCUCGUCAUGGUUACACCACAGAAAACCUUCACCAAACCUUUCUGAAGACGCUGCAGGGGGAAGCUCUGCCCUCCUUGAUAGAAACUAUGAUGGGACACUUGCAAGAUGUCAUGCUGAAGUCAGACAGACUGAGUCCAAGUGAAGAUCAGUGGCAGGUGGAUGGGAUAUUUGCAUUCUGCUACAAGGUCAUGUUUGAGGCUGGCUACCUGACUCUGUUUGGUAAAGAGCUUGGGGAAGACAAAUGCCACAUCAGACAGGCUGCACAGAAAGCGCUGGUCCUCAACACUUUGGAGAACUUCAAGGAGUUUGACAAGAUAUUUCCUGCUCUUGUAGCUGGCUUGCCCAUCCAUGUUUUCAAGAGUGCCUACAGUGCCAGAGAGAACUUAGCAAAGACGAUGCAUGCAGAAAACCUGUCCAAGAGGCACAACAUGUCAGACUUAAUCUCUAUGAGGAUGAUACUGAAUGACUCCCUCUCUACAUUCAAUGAUGUGAGCAAAGCUAGAACCCAUGUUGCCCUGCUGUGGGCUUCACAGGCUAACACACUGCCUGCUACAUUCUGGAGUCUAUUUUAUAUGAUUAGGAGUCCAGAAGCUAUGAAAGCAGCUCAAAAAGAAGUCCGGAAAGUUCUGAGGGAUUCAGGUUUGACAAUGGACCCUGAAGAGCCAAACAUGCUAAAGCUGAGCAGAGACCAGUUAGACAACAUGCCUGUUUUGGACAGCAUCAUGAAAGAAGCCAUGCGGCUUUCCAGUGCCUCUUUGAAUAUUCGGGUUGCCAAAGAGGACUUCCUGCUUCACCUUGACAACCAAGAAGCUUACCGCAUUAGGAAAGAUGAUGUCAUAGCCCUGUAUCCACCCAUGGUGCAUUAUGAUCCAGAAAUUUAUGAAGAUCCUUAUGAGUACAAGUUUGACCGUUUUCUGGAUGAGGAAGGUCAGGAGAAAACCACAUUUUAUCGCAAUGGCCGGCGGCUGCGUUACUUCUACAUGCCCUUUGGCUCAGGGGUCACAAAAUGCCCUGGAAGAUUUUUUGCUGUGUAUGAGAUCAAGCAGUUUCUAACGCUGAUGCUGUCCUACUUUGACAUGGAAUUAUUAGACCCUGCUAUCAGAGUUCCUCCUCUAGACCAGUCCCGUGCCGGUCUGGGAAUUCUCCAACCUACAUAUGAUGUGGACUUUAGAUAUAAGAGGAAGGAGAACCACUAAACCAAGUGCUUGCUGUGCUGAUUGACUGAAUUACUUACUGUAGAUAAUGUAAAUUUUACAGUACAAUGGGAUAUCUGUGUGUAAAUAGACUAAAUUAUUUUUCAAUGUCCUGUUUCUUUUAUACAAUCAGGUUGUAGAAGAUAGGCUGUAUGGAAUCAUUGGAAAUGAUCACAUAUUUCCAGAUCUUUACUAGCAUUCUGUCAUAUUCAAUACUUGGCAUAUUAUUCCUGGUUUGGGUUUUCUUUUCAAUAAAGUUUAUGUGAGAAUAUUGGUACACACAUCUCUGUGUGUAUUCAAAUUGA
Poeciliopsis prolifica (blackstripe livebearer) is the source of this 2036-nucleotide messenger RNA. It is a transcript of the gene cyp7a1, whose product is annotated as cytochrome P450 7A1. The transcript has 8 exons. The record is from RefSeq and is a predicted model, not a curated record. Bases 190 to 1734 code for a protein of 514 amino acids. Gene Ontology annotation, biological process: cellular response to glucose stimulus; bile acid biosynthetic process; cholesterol homeostasis. NCBI's taxonomy places the organism in Eukaryota, Metazoa, Chordata, Actinopteri, Cyprinodontiformes, Poeciliidae. Gene Ontology annotation, molecular function: heme binding; iron ion binding; cholesterol 7-alpha-monooxygenase activity.